Messenger RNA from Mandrillus leucophaeus (drill), 1922 nucleotides. It is a transcript of the gene SLC25A37, whose product is annotated as solute carrier family 25 (mitochondrial iron transporter), member 37. Bases 210 to 1226 code for a protein of 338 amino acids. NCBI's taxonomy places the organism in Eukaryota, Metazoa, Chordata, Mammalia, Primates, Cercopithecidae. Gene Ontology annotation, biological process: iron import into the mitochondrion. The record is from RefSeq and is a predicted model, not a curated record. Gene Ontology annotation, molecular function: ferrous iron transmembrane transporter activity. Gene Ontology annotation, cellular component: mitochondrial membrane. The transcript is spliced from 4 exons.
ACUGUCCCGCACACCAAUGGCGCGGCGGCCCCCGGCCUCUUGGUUCCCGGCGAUUGGUGUCUCGGGCCGCCGCGCUCCACCCCAGCCCGCCAUGGCGUCAGGCGCCGCGGCCCCGGGGAGGUGGCUCCCACUUUAAGAAGUGAAGUUUUGCGCCCCCUCCCCCUCCCUGCCCACCUCCUGCAGCCUCCUGCGCCCCGCGGAGCUGGCGGAUGGAGCUGCGCAGCGGGAGCGUGGGCAGCCAGGCGGUGGCGCGGAGGAUGGAUGGGGACAGCCGAGAUGGCGGCGGCGGCAAGGACGCCACCGGGUCGGAGGACUACGAGAACCUGCCGACCAGCGCCUCCGUGUCCACCCACAUGACAGCCGGAGCGAUGGCCGGGAUCCUGGAGCACUCGGUCAUGUACCCGGUGGACUCGGUGAAGACACGAAUGCAGAGUUUGAGUCCAGAUCCCAAAGCCCGGUACACAAGUAUCUAUGGAGCCCUCCAGAAAAUCAUGCGGACUGAAGGCUUCUGGAGGCCCUUGCGGGGCGUCAACGUCAUGGUCAUGGGUGCAGGGCCGGCCCACGCCAUGUAUUUUGCCUGCUAUGAAAACAUGAAAAGGACUUUAAAUGACGUUUUCCACCACCAAGGAAACAGCCACCUAGCCAACGGGAUAGCUGGGAGUAUGGCCACCCUGCUCCACGAUGCGGUAAUGAAUCCAGCAGAAGUGGUGAAGCAGCGCUUGCAGAUGUACAACUCGCAGCACCGGUCAGCUCUCAGCUGCAUCCGGACGGUGUGGAGGACCGAGGGGUUGGGGGCCUUCUACCGGAGCUACACCACGCAGCUGACCAUGAACAUCCCCUUCCAGUCCAUCCACUUCAUCACCUACGAGUUCCUGCAGGAGCAGGUCAACCCCCACCGGACCUACAACCCGCAGUCCCACAUCAUCUCAGGCGGGCUGGCCGGGGCCCUCGCCGCGGCCGCCACGACCCCCCUGGACGUCUGUAAGACCCUUCUCAACACUCAGGAGAACGUGGCCCUCUCACUGGCCAACAUCAGCGGCCGGCUGUCGGGCAUGGCCAAUGCCUUCCGGACGGUGUACCAGCUCAACGGCCUGGCCGGCUACUUCAAAGGCAUCCAGGCGCGUGUGGUCUACCAGAUGCCCUCCACCGCCAUUUCUUGGUCUGUCUAUGAGUUCUUCAAGUACUUCCUCACCAAGCGCCAGCUGGAAAAUCGAGCUCCAUACUAAAGGAACAGGCUGUGGGAAGGGAUCAUAGAAUCUUUUCUUCUUAAAGUCAUUCUCUGCCUGCAUCCAGCCCCUUGCCCUCUCUUCACAGCUAGAUCAUUUUUUUUUUUUUUUCCCGCAGGGUGCUGCCUAUGGGCCCUCUGCUCCCCAAUGCCUUACAGAGAGGAGGGGACGGGACAGCCGCUCACCGGAAGGCUGUCUGCAGGGACAUCCGAGGCGGUGGUGGACAGGAAAGACUUUGGAAGGGGAGCGAGAAAUUGCUUUUUCUCUUCCUCCCCGGGCAGAAUGUAGCUUUUCUGCUUCACUGUGGCAGCCUCCUCCCUGGAUCCUUAGAUCCCAGAGGAGGGAAGAAAAGUUGCAGUGACUGAAAACAGUAAACAAAAAAAAUUUUUUAUGUACAUAAAAGUUCCAUUACACAGUACAAAAUAGAUGGAUAAUGUUUAUCCUUUAUUUUUCUAUGUAGAAGUUUUUGAAUUUGUGUGUGUGCUUGUGCGUGUCUACACCUAGUAUUGCAGCUGGGACUCUCCAGCUGUUUUUGUUGUUCUUGUUUUGUUUUUAAAUGAGAGGGUUGGAUUCUUCCAUCAGGUGAACGAAAAAGGCACCAAAGUAAUAAAUCACUGAAUGUGACCUGCAGCUGUGUUUAGCCCCGCCAGAUGGAAGUUUCACUUGAAUGUAAAAUAAUAAAGUUUCUAUUUUGAA